Soboliphyme baturini is the source of this 1098-nucleotide messenger RNA. NCBI's taxonomy places the organism in Eukaryota, Metazoa, Nematoda, Enoplea, Dioctophymatida, Soboliphymatidae. The record is from the annotation of a GenBank genome assembly.
AUGCCUCAUUGUUCCUUGCAAACGGAUGAUAUGCUUUGGUACGUGCAAAUAUCUUCCUUCUAUUCGAGCACCCUCCUCUCAGCACAGAUGAAAGUUCUGGAGGUAUACAGGCGACAGAGCAAAAGUCAACCAUCUCCCGGAUCACGUGCUAUCAACUGGGAGGAAACACUGUACCUUAAUGUUUUGCUUCAUAACAUUGUAUAUACACUGACGUGUGCCGUGUGUACGAAGACCUCGCCGCAGAACCUGCAAAUCUUGAGAAAGAAUUCACGGAACGUCUUUGCAUCGCCAAGCCGUCGAAGGAUGGACGUCAAAGGCGAUGCUGAGGAAAUUUCUUAUCCGAACAUAUAUUUUAUCAUCGAUAAUUUCGAAGACCUUUUCAACGACAUUAUCGUUCGGGAUGGCGAAUGCGUCUGCGUGGAACUGUUGGCCAAAGAUGUAUCUGAAAGACUUUGUUCUACGGUGUUCCUGGGUUCAGUGCGCUAUGAAGUACUGAAGCAGAUUUACGAUGCGAAGGUGUGCUCUACGUGGCGCUGGGCUCAGAGCCUGGUGUCUCCAAAGUCGCACAAACGUUUGGAGUUCGUGAUCAUGCGGGGACCGCAUGGAAAGGGAUUUGCUGAAAUGGCUGUUUCCAAAGUACCAGGCAUCGGUUACGACUCGCCGACGUGUAAUCAAGCCCCGUACGAGGACUACGAUGUAGUGGAGGCGGUGGAACAGUUCCACCGCCGACGAAGCGACAACAACUUGGUCGCAAAGGGCAUGGGCGUCAGUUUUUGCAACGGGGUCACGUUGUUCGGUCACUCGGUCCACAAGUCGUUCAGCGAAACAGAUACUUGUGAUCGCAGGCCGGAAAUCAAAGCCAACUCAAUCGACGACGAAAUUGAAGAAUCGACGUUCAACUACAUGUGGUCCAUGCAGGGUUUCAGCCAAGCAUGGCACAGGCUGAGAGAGAAACGUCGCGAAUGUUCCGUGCCCUUGAACGCCUUUCUUACCUACGUUACUCUUCCAUGGCAUUCCAUCAUAGAAGACUUGUUGGAUCACCCCCAUCAACCGAUACUAUCGUUCGAUGAAGAAUCCACUUUAAUUACGCCUGACUAA